GACGUUUCGUCAUUAUGCUGAUUAUGCGGCAUACGUAGCGUAGGAUACUGAAUAUUAGUUUUCGCCGAAUAAAUAAUAUUAAAUGUAUUAUCAAAUAUAUUUAUGAAACAAUAAUUCUACGAAAAUGUGCUAGCCAGACAGUCUACUUACCAGCGGCAUUUAAUUUAUAGUUCUAACAAUACUUUAGGUAGUAGGUAUUAUGACUGCGGUUAUAAAACACAUUGUUAUUUUGUGCUUCUAUUUGUUGAAAUGUGUGACAGGAUUAGGUGAAAUUAUCUAUGCUGUAAAUGCCGGCGGGUCCGCUCAUACAGAUAUUUAUGGAAUUCACUAUGAGAAAGAUCCUCUACAAGGAAGAAUCGGCACUGCAUCGGACUACGGUAAGCAAUUCGUUAUGAUAGGUAGAGUAAAUCAUAAGGACGAAAUACUUUACCAAACGGAGCGCUACCACCACAGCACUUUUGGCUAUGACAUUCCUGCUAAUGUUGAUGGAGAUUAUGUCCUUGUUCUGAAGUUUAGUGAAGUAUAUUUUACAGCCGCAAAUAUGAAAGUAUUUGAUGUUGUUCUCAAUGGUGAUCAUACUAUUGUCGCUGAUCUGGAUAUAUUUGAAAAAGUAGGUCGAGGAGUUGCUCAUGAUGAAUAUAUUCAAUAUUCUAUUAAGAAUGGCAAACUUUAUUACAAUGAUGAAGAGUCUGAUAUUCGAGGUGGUAAAAUAAAAGUGGAGUUUAUCAAGGGUUACAGGGAUAACCCCAAGAUAAAUGCAUUAUAUGUGAUGAAAGGUACUAUUGAUGAAGUUCCUAAACUAGCUCCAUUAGUUUGGCCUGAAAAUGAAAUAGAGGAGCCACAUGAAGAAGUAGAAGAGAGAAUUCCAAAGUCGAAAAGAGCAAGUGGUCCAAAACAACCAGACCCUUAUUCCUUUGAUGAUAGUUCUAUAAUGGGACCUUUAUUUAUAACAAUAGGUGCAUUCCUACCUCUAUUAUUCUGUUUGUGUCGUCUAUAAAAUUAAUUUAUUUAUAUUAUUGCUCAAAAGUUGUUUUUUUUUUAUUUUAAACUAGGAUAACAAAUAAACUGAUGCACUUCUUCCCGUCCCACUUUUUAAAAUUAGCUAAUAUACAAGGUAAAUAACUGGCACCUAUCCAUUGACAUAAAUAAAUUAUUUAAGCUCUCA
Molecule: messenger RNA, 1165 nt
Organism: Leptidea sinapis
Lineage: Eukaryota; Metazoa; Arthropoda; Insecta; Lepidoptera; Pieridae
Product: malectin-B
Exons: 1
Coding region: 200-997 (265 amino acids)
Cellular component (GO): membrane
Molecular function (GO): carbohydrate binding
Source: RefSeq, a predicted model, not a curated record